AGGAGCUUCUCCAAGAGCCUGUUGGUGCCGGGCGACAAGGGUUAAACGCGUCGUCAAUCUGCCAUUGGGCGGCGAGACUACGGCGAGCCAGACAUUUGCAAGGAAAGCAGCUGUCGCCUUCACGCAAGAGAUGUUAGACAUCAGUGAACGAAAACAGUGUGGAUUCACCCCAGGACUUGUUGAUCUUUUUCCACGAGCGGCGCGAGAUGUGUAGCCUAUGUCUGAAGAAGAUGAUCGAGCUGCUGUGUCCUGGCUUAUUUAAACUAGCGUCCCUGCGGAUUCGCCCAUUUAAAUGCUUAAUUUCUCACCGCUGUCAGCAAUAAGUCUUCACAAAAUAAGAUGUAGGCUAUGGGCUCCAGCCGACGUUACACUUAACUCUUUAGUUACAAGCCUGAAUAGAAUGAAAAAGCUCGGAGAACCAUUGGUCCUGCCUGUCCCAUGGCCAAAAUCAUAGGGUAGUCUACACCAAAAAACAACAUGGAUAAACCCUCCGCAGGAAUGAGUAAAGUUGGCUCUCGCUCGACGGCCUCUCUGCCCCCGGAGCCUGCGGAAAUAAUCCGGAGCAUGUCGUGCUACCGGCGUGUCAAACUCAACGUAGGGGGUCUGCCGCACGAGGUCCUGUGGAGAACCCUGGACCGACUGCCGCGCACACGACUGGGCAAGUUACGAGACUGCAAAACCCACGAGUCACUCAUGGACAUAUGCGACGACUACAACUUGGACGACAACGAGUACUUUUUUGACCGGCACCCAGGGGCGUUCACGUCUAUUCUGAACUUCUACCGCACUGGGAAGUUGCACAUGAUGGAGGAAAUGUGCGCCCUGUCCUUCAGCCUGGAGCUGGACUACUGGGGGGUGGAUGAGAUCUACCUGGAGUCGUGUUGCCAGGCCCGGUACCACCAAAAGAAAGAGCAGAUGAACGAGGAGCUCAAGCGGGAAGCGGAUACUAUGAAGGACCGGGAGGGUGAAGAAUUUGAUAAUACGUGUUGUUCAGAGAAAAGGAAGAAACUCUGGGACCUACUAGAGAAACCGGGCUCAUCUGUAGCAGCCAAGAUCUUGGCCAUCAUUUCUAUCCUAUUCAUUGUGCUCUCAACUAUCGCUUUGUCUCUUAACACCCUUCCAGAGCUGCAAGACACAGACGAGUUUGGUCAGACAACUGAUAAUCCCCAGCUGGCCCAUGUGGAGGCUGUGUGCAUCGCUUGGUUCACCAUGGAAUAUCUUCUUCGCUUCCUUUCCUCACCAAACAAAUGGAAAUUCUUUAAAGGUCCUCUCAAUGUCAUCGACUUGCUGGCCAUUCUACCAUAUUAUGUAACCAUAUUCCUGACAGAGUCCAAUAAGAGUGUGCUGCAAUUCCAGAAUGUACGACGGGUGGUGCAAAUCUUUAGAAUCAUGCGGAUUUUGCGCAUACUCAAAUUGGCACGUCAUUCCACCGGGUUGCAGUCACUGGGCUUUACACUACGCCGGAGUUACAAUGAGCUGGGCCUACUUAUCCUCUUCUUAGCAAUGGGGAUCAUGAUAUUUUCCAGUCUGGUUUUCUUUGCGGAGAAGGACGAGGAUGACACCAAGUUCAAGAGCAUCCCUGCCUCCUUCUGGUGGGCCACUAUCACCAUGACCACUGUGGGAUAUGGAGACAUUUACCCUAAGACACUUCUGGGUAAGAUUGUUGGUGGGCUUUGCUGCAUAGCAGGAGUUUUAGUCAUUGCCCUACCCAUUCCUAUCAUUGUCAACAACUUUUCUGAAUUCUACAAGGAACAGAAACGGCAAGAGAAGGCCAUCAAGAGACGUGAGGCUCUAGAGCGAGCCAAACGCAAUGGCAGCAUAGUGUCCAUGAAUGUUAGAGAGGCGUUUAACCGUGGUGCAGAGCUUCUGGAUGUGGUGGUCAUGGACAAGGGUGAGAGAACCCAUGACAACCAUCUCUCACCCAGUCGAUGGAAAUGGUCCUCUAAGAGGGCAACUUCAGAGACCAGUUCCAAUCAUUCGUUCAACCCAGACCAAGGUUCACCAAGCAAGGCGGGAGCUUCUAGUCCACAGAGGCUUAAUGCACAGAAACUAGAAGAGAUGUACAACCAGAUGGCAAAGACUCAGUCACAGCCCAACCUGAACACCAAAGACAAAAAUGUAUCUCGAGCAGGUCAUAGAAGGGAUGAAAUUGAGCUGGGAGCCUUGCCAGGUCAAGGAGGCGACCCACUGAAUGGGGGUCGUGAAGGGGUGGUAGACAUGAAAAGUCUGUCAAGCAUUGACAGUUAUAUCAGCUGUGCAACAGACUUCCAAGAGAACCCACGAUUCCCCUACAGUCCAGCAGGGGGUCUGUCACUCCCAGAGAGCUCUCGGUUCUCCCACAGUCCUGGUUCUGGCCUCACUGGUCGAGUCAGUGCUAAUCCAAGCCUGCAGACCACACUGGAGCAUGAUACCAUGCUCACACCACCUUGUUCUGGUGCUAAACCUCUCAACACCGAUGGUUCGCGGCAACAAGUUCUGCUAAUAAACUCUCAGAAAAUGCAUGCGGUUAGGGUGAAUCAUCGCAAUUGUGGCGAGACCAGUCCAUCUGGUGGUCCUCUGUCUGACAGCUCUAUUCUUUCUGACCUCUCCAUCCUAAGCCCAGAGGUGUCAGUCUACACAACAGCCAGCAGCAGGACUCCACCUAAGACACCAGAGAGGAAGGCACUGACCCCUGCAGUUUUUACUUUCCAUGAUGCAUCCAUUAGCAAGUACAUCGAUGCCGACACAGAUGACGAGGAGCACUUGCGUGAGGGUGGCCCAUCAGAGCACCUGCUUGGGGGCCUCAGCUCCAAGCCUCGAAUUAGUGGUUACCAGGGGGGCACCAACCACUUGGAAGCUGCCCAAAGGCUGCUAGGUCAGAACUGCAUAUUUCCGCUGGGAAGUAGCCCAAGUGUUAGCCAUGAGAACCAUGUGGUUUCAGAGAACUCACGGAGGCCCAAAGGGGACAGGGGACAUUCCAACGCUUUUGAUAAGGGCCUCUGAGGCCUCAGGGUGGUGAGUUGGACAACGCGGAAAGAAAGAAAAUUGAAGAGGAAAAAAGGCCAAGUUCAGUAAAUGACUUUAGAGAAAGCGGAGACUAAUGUACAAUGGAGAUUAAUUGUGCAGGCAUCUGACCAGGGGGCCUACCCUGGUGACUUUAUGCGGGAGAGUUAACUGGAAAACCGUGGUCAUGUUACAUCAUUAAGGGACAGGAUCUUGAAGAUGCACCACUGCCUACACCUCUUGCCCUUUUUCCUCUUCUGUAAACAAGCCUGCAUUGGCGCAUCACAGGCGUAAGAUAAAGGCUGAGCGGAUCUGGCCUAUAGGUUUGUUUGUGAAAAGAACAGGAUUUAUGCUAAAGCUUAAAUAGCUUGAGGCUGAAAACUUACCAGACAUUUAAGCCCAGGUGUGUAUGGUAAAUCAAGGGGGACAGUCCAUCACUGCCCACGUCAGCUAGCCACUGUCCACAGCCCACCUUAAAAAUUAGCAUUAGAGACAUGUUAUACCCUGUUUACUAGUGCACCCCUCCCCUAUCCCCUAAUUAACUGGCCUUACUUAACUGCAGUUAUGGGUCUGCAUACAGUAUGAGUGUUUUGUGUGCAAGCAUAUUUGAUAUAGGGAGGGCUGAUGGUAUGAUAAUGUGCACGUAUAUAACAACCAACAUUCCUUCUAACAAAGCUCACUCACUCUUCAAAAUAUAUUCACAUCCUGUGUGAUUCUACUUGAUUUAUUUAUUUUUAUAUAGACAUGAAGAUUAUCUAUAGAAAUCUAUCCCACAUAUUUCUUGUGUCGUAUUCAUCAGUAUGAUAAAAAAAAAAUGUCAAUUGUUUAAUUGGAAGAGACCAAAAUCAGUUUAAAUUUACCUCCCCUCAUGUACCUACUAGUGUGUCAUCUUUUUUUUCUAGUAUGGCAAAGCUUAAGGGGGAUAGUUCACCAAAAACUGAAAAUUCUGUCAUUGUUUAGUCUCCCACAUUUCAUUCUGGUGACACAAAAUAAUAUAUUUUGGGGGGGCAUUGGGUAGCCACAGAUGAAACAAAUGCAUACAAGUUUGGAACAAUAUGAGGGUGAGUAAAUGAUGACAAAAUUUUCUGUGUAAGUUAACUAUACCUUUUUAAGAAAGUUACCGAAGAUACACUUGUGCUUACAUGUGUAAGGUUUUAUUACAAAAGCCCAUGUUUAUGAUUUCAUAUUACAACUACGUAGCACAUGCACAUUGGCAGCCCAAACAGAAGCAACAUUGAGAACGAAUGGACAACACAUACCUCGUCCUGCGAUGGAAAGCUAGAAUGAAUCUGACAAAGAAACUACUGAAAAACUUCAGGUCAAUUCAAGAUUUCAGUUAGAUUUACCAAUCUCAUAUCAGUGGAUACUGUUCAAACACAAACAUUUCUGAAUACAAGAAUAAAUAUAUAUUUCUAAAGUAUUUUCUAGAUGAUCAUGUCAAAUGAGGGAUAGAUGGUCUCAUACUUUUGCAUUGCCAGGGAGAGUGUUUAUUUUAAAAUAUUUGAUUUAAUACAAGGUUUUAUGGGACCUUUUUUGUCCUCAGGCUCAACAUAAACAAUGUGACCAAGAUGACCACCACUUAAUCCCAAACAUUUAUCUUUUGAUAGCGAGCUCUGUAAUAAAGUAUAUAACGCAUG
Messenger RNA from Pimephales promelas (fathead minnow), 4619 nucleotides. RefSeq names its product potassium voltage-gated channel, Shab-related subfamily, member 1 (gene kcnb1). The record is from RefSeq and is a predicted model, not a curated record. Gene Ontology annotation, biological process: action potential; potassium ion transmembrane transport; protein homooligomerization. Gene Ontology annotation, molecular function: delayed rectifier potassium channel activity; protein binding. Gene Ontology annotation, cellular component: voltage-gated potassium channel complex; membrane. Lineage: Eukaryota; Metazoa; Chordata; Actinopteri; Cypriniformes; Leuciscidae.